Molecule: messenger RNA, 1129 nt
Organism: Xylaria bambusicola
Lineage: Eukaryota; Fungi; Ascomycota; Sordariomycetes; Xylariales; Xylariaceae
Product: P-loop containing nucleoside triphosphate hydrolase protein
Exons: 2
Coding region: 188-1042 (284 amino acids)
Source: RefSeq, a predicted model, not a curated record
ACCCGAAUAUCUGUAAUAGACUUCCAUUUAGUAUAUAGUUAUUCUCGAGCUCCCCUUCGCGUAUAUACCCGUCUUCCCGAGAUACCAUUCUUGAACGAAGCUUGAACUCAGUUGCUCUUAUCGAGAUUAUUUCUUCACCUUCAGCUCGUUUUCUGUCCCAACGUUGUCUCCUUGGAAUUCGCCCAGUAUGGCGUAUGCCGAUAGAUACACUAAGAAGCCCGUCACGGACUUCUUCACGAGCGACACGGACUUCGACCGCCGGCAAUGUACCCGAACAGUACCCAUGAGAGCUCUCCUCCUGGCACCUGGGCGCACAGGAACUGCCUCUAUGAGAGCUGCAAUGAAACAAUUAGGAUAUCUUGAUACCUACCACAUGAUGAACUGUUCUAUAGAGAAUCCGCCGGACGCACUGCUCUGGAUGGACGCGCUGCGAGCCAAGUAUGAUGGUGUCGGCGAAUUUACUCGAAAGGACUGGGACAAGCUGCUUGGCGGGUCCCAAGCGGUCUGCGACUGGCCCGCCUGUGCCUUCGCCAAGGAGCUCAUCGAGGCGUACCCUGAGGCCAAGGUGGUCAUGACGACGCGCGACGUCGACUCCUGGCACGCCUCGACGAUGAAGACGGUCUACUGGCGAGCGACUGACCCUGAGCUGCGCAUGCUGUCGCAUUUCAGCUGGGCGGCCAAGAUGUACUACCCUAUGCUCAAGAAGUUCUUCGACACCUUCUUCGAGGGCGACUUUCCGAACCGCGGCAAGGACAUUUUCACGAAACACUACGAGGAGGUCAAGAAGCUGGUGCCGCCCGAACGACUGCUCGAAUACCGCGUCCAGGAGGGUUGGGAGCCGCUGUGCAAGUUCCUCGACUGCCCCGUGCCCAAGGACGUGCCGUUCCCUAAUGUUAACGAUAACUCGGAUUUCGUCACACGAUCGCAGCGACGGAACCGCGCCCAGAUGUACAACGUGAUCGCGCAAGGAUUAGAGAUCCUCGGACUCGCGCUCCUAGUACUGUAUCUAGUCUUUUACGUUCAGAACUCGAUGUUCUCAUGAUUUCUACGAAUUGGGUUUUUCGACGCAUAGAAAAUGACAUAUCUAGACGAAGAUUGCGCUUGGCUCCGGCGUCACGGCAAAUGGGUA